AUGAACAUGAAAGAAAAACAAGCAACAAUAGGACAAUAUACUAAUUGUGGGAAAAGUCUGAGUCAGUACUGCAGCCUGCUGAUACAUCAGAGAACUCACACAGAAAAUAAACCCUUUGAAUGUCCUGUUUGUGGGAAACGGUUCAUUACAAAUGCUCACUUGGUGAUACAUCAAAGGACCCACACAGGAGAGAAACCCUUUGAAUGUCCUAAUUGUGAGAAAAGUUUCAGUCACAAUUCCAAUCUGAUAAGACAUCAGAGAACUCACACAGGAGAGAAACCCUUUCAAUGUUCUGAUUGUGGGAAAAGUUUCAGUCACAAUUCCAACCUGGUAAGACAUCAGCGAACUCACACAGGAGAGAAACCUUUUGAAUGUACUGAUUGUGGGAAAUGUUUUAGUCAGAAUUCUGAUCUGGUGAGCCAUCAGAGGACUCACACAGGAGAGAAACCAUUUGAAUGUCCUGAUUGUGGGAAAAGUUUCAGUCAGAACUCCCACCUGGUGAUACACCAGAGGACUCACACAGGAGAGAAACCCUUUGAGUGUCCUGAUUGUGGGAAAAAAUUCAGUCAGAAUUCCAACCUGGUGAUACACCAGGCAACACAUACAGGAGAGAAACUGUAUGAAUGUCCAGAGUGUGGGAAAAGUUUCAGUUACCGUUCUAACCUGAUGAAACACCUGAGGACUCACACAGGAGAGAAACCGUAUGAGUGUCUAGAGUGUGAGAAAACGUUCAGUUCCCAUUCUAAUCUGGGAAAACACCGGAGGACUCACACAGGAGAGAAACCAUAUGUGUGUCCAGAGUGUGAGAAAAGUUUCAGUUACCCUUCUGUGCUUGUGAAACACCAGAGGACCCACACAGGGGAGAAGCCCUACAAGUGCUCCCAAUGUAAUAAAUGCUUUAGUGAAAAUGGCAACUUGCUGAUACACCAGAGGACCCACACAGGAGAGAAGCCGUAUGAGUGUCCGGACUGUGGUAAAAGUUUCAGUUACCAUUCUGACCUGGUGAAACACCAGAGGACUCACACAGGAGAGAAGCCGUAUGAAUGUCCGGAUUGUGGGAAAGAUUUUAGUACUAGUUCUAACCUUAUAAAUCAUGUAGUUUUACACACAGGGGAGAAACCUUUCAUAUGUUCAGUCUGUGGACGAUACUUCAAGCGUAAAUCAUCUCUUAUUGCACACAAGGAAAUCCACACGAGGCAAAAGUUGAUGAAUUUAGAGAAGACCUGAAAUUAGUUGGUGAUCUCGCAUUGAAGUGUAGGUUAUGAAUGGAUAGAGAAAAGAGGUAGAAAUUAGAGAAAGUAAGAUUAUGAAUGUCAAUAUUGUUAAUAUUGAAAAUAAAGAGGUAUAUAACUAUAAACAUGAAGGUAAAGGUUCCCCCCACACAGAUGUGCUAGGCAUUCCUGACUCUAGGGGACGGUGCUCAUCUCUGUUUCAAAGCCAAAGAGCCAGCACUGUCCGAAGAUAUCUCUAUAUUCAUGUGGCCAGCAUGACUCAAUGCCAAAGGCGCACGGAACACUGUUACCUUCCCACCCAAGAAGGUCCCUAUUUUUCUAUUUGCAUUUUUUACAUGUUUUCGAACUGCUAGGUUGGCAGAAGCUGGGACAAGUAACAGGAGCUCAUCCCCUUCUGCGGCACUAGGGAUUCGAACCGCUGAACUGCUGACCUUUUGAUCAACAAGCUCAGCGUCUUAGCUACUGAGCCACCACGUCCCCAACUAUAAACAUAGUAAUGGAUAAAAAUUUAAAUAAGCUAAUGUAAGAAGAAACUCAGUUUAAACUUUUUGGUUAUAUUAUUAUUACUACUAUUAUAUUAUUACUAUCGCUAUUAGUUUGUGUGCUAAUAUUUACUACCAACUUUCUUUGGUUUUGGUUUUAUUUGUAAAUGAUACCCUUGAUAAUGCACUGUUUUUCAAAAAUGUUUAUGAAUAAAAAUUUACUAAAAAAGAAAAGAAAAGAAAGUGUAGGUUAAAAAUUUACUAUUUGAAUUCUGCCUGAAUCUUUUUACUCAAAUGUGUCUCAGGAUUAGAUCUGUAGAUGGGGAGAAGAAAAUGGAGAGCAUUAGUUUGAUAAAAGAUAAAUAAUUGUUUCUGAUUAUCAGCAGAAGUUGUGGAAUUCCUCAAAAAGGCUUUUAGGUUGUGUUUUUUGUAUAUUGAUAACUGUUAUGUAUUCUUGUAUGUACCUUUAAAUAUUUGGGCGGGAAAUCAGCACGUUGCUGAUUGGACGAAGCCACCAGUAGAACUGUAUAAAAGGAGAGGUUUUUCCCCCAGCCCGUUGCUGGGUUCACCCUAUAUUAAAGAGCUGUUGUCACUA
This is a messenger RNA of Ahaetulla prasina, 2309 nucleotides long. Its product is annotated as zinc finger protein 271-like. Gene Ontology annotation, molecular function: DNA-binding transcription factor activity, RNA polymerase II-specific; RNA polymerase II cis-regulatory region sequence-specific DNA binding. Bases 1 to 1227 code for a protein of 408 amino acids. The record is from RefSeq and is a predicted model, not a curated record. The transcript is spliced from 2 exons. Gene Ontology annotation, biological process: regulation of transcription by RNA polymerase II; central nervous system development. Gene Ontology annotation, cellular component: nucleus. NCBI's taxonomy places the organism in Eukaryota, Metazoa, Chordata, Lepidosauria, Squamata, Colubridae.